CCCCCAUCACCCGCAAUCCCACCAUCACCACCAUCACCUUUUACUACAAGUAAACACUCUUAUCUCUCUUCAAACUUACCCUUUCUCACCACAUCUUCUCUCAAACUCCAAAUGGCUAUUAGAAAAUCACACAAACUACCUCAAACAGCAGUCCUCAAGCAAAUCCUCAAGAGAUGCUCCAGUUUAGGCAAGAAACAUGGCUAUGAUGAUGAUGGCCUCCCUCUUGACGUGCCAAAAGGGCACUUUGCUGUGUAUGUUGGUGAAAACAGAAGUAGAUACAUUGUUCCAAUCUCAUUUUUGAGCCACCCUGAGUUUCAAUCCUUGCUUCAAAGAGCAGAAGAGGAAUUUGGCUUUGAUCAUGAUAUGGGCCUUACUAUCCCUUGUGAAGAAGUAGUUUUUCGAUCUCUAACAUCAAUGCUCAGAUGAAAAGAUCGAUGAUCAGUAGGGUGAUGGCGGUGCAUGUUUGCUUGGAGAAGAUGGCUUAAGAUGAAGCUACACUAUAUUUAGCUUCUCUUUUUUUAACAUCUUCUCAAUUGUGAUUCGUGAUCCUGUUUUUUUUUCAUGUAUUCUCUCUUUGAAACCCUGCUGGGUUCUUAUGUCUAAUUAAUUACUAACUUAGAACCCAUGAAAAGAAUGCAUGGGUUUGAGAUGUAAAAAGUCUGGUUUUCCUCACAGAUGUUAGUUGUUAACACCACUGUGAGAGAAGCAAGGAUUAAUGCAAAGGGUGAUUUGCCUGUUUAGCUGCACAAA
This is a messenger RNA of Populus trichocarpa (black cottonwood), 750 nucleotides long. Its product is annotated as auxin-responsive protein SAUR50. Bases 112 to 426 code for a protein of 104 amino acids. The record is from RefSeq and is a predicted model, not a curated record. Lineage: Eukaryota; Viridiplantae; Streptophyta; Magnoliopsida; Malpighiales; Salicaceae. Gene Ontology annotation, biological process: response to auxin. The transcript has a single exon.